UUUCGACAUACAACGCGUUCAAAGAGAUGCCGAUUAAGUUAAAAUACAAUAUCGCUUAAUAUCAUUCUGACGUUAUAACGUGACUAAAAUGGAAGUUAAUUUCCUGUGUGUGUUUCUAAAUAUUGGAAUUAUUUUGCUGUUUUAUUUAAACGUGAUUUGCACAGAAAAUGCUGUUGUUGAGGUUGAGCAACGUUAUGCUGAUAAGCAGUUUCCCAAAGGCCUCAAGAUUCACAACAAGACCAUAACAUGCAGCGAGGAUCACGAGCCUGGCCAGUUCCCAGCACACACAUGGACAUGUAGAGAUAUGAGAGUUGAUGGACUGAGAAUGGCAUAUGGCUACAACCCGGUGAUUAUAAAGAGCGAUGACAAGUGUCGGGAGACUGAUGGACGCAACGAGCUUUCAGAGGUGUGUCGCAGGAUGAUGGCACAAAUAGGCUCAAAUAAACAACUGUGGGCAGCUUUUGUAACAAAUGCUACAUGUGGUAGGAUCAAUGAGAAACGAUUCUUGCUCAAUAUGACUGGACCUGACCAGUAUUCCUGGAACCAGAUGAAGCCAGGCUACGGCUGGAUAUAUACUCUCAGGUGUAUGGCAGUGAGAUAAGGGGAGUAGUGAACAUUCAAGGGAGACUAUUGCUACACAAAUGUGAAUCUAUGAACAAAGAGAAGCUACUGGUCUAUUGAAAUAUUUGAGAGUCAAUAGAAACAUUGUUCAUACUGGUGAAUGGUUAUUUUGUUCAAGGUGUGGGUUUCAUCUCUACAAAUUGUGAAUAUGAUACCAGAUUUGGAUUCAAUGAUUGGACACUUACGAGCUAAUAUCUCCAAUUUUAGCUCACCUGAACACAAAGUGCUCAGUGGGAGCUAUUAUGAUAGGGUGAUUGUCCAUCGUCUUUUGUCAACAUUUCCCAUCAAACAACUUCUCCUCCUAAACCAUUGGAACAAUUUCAACCAAACUUCACAGGCAUGUUCCUUUGGUGGUCUUCUUUCAGAUUCCUUCAAUAAAAGUGGUUUCAUGCCAAACUCUGGUUGGCAUUCUAAUGGAAAGGAAAAACUUAAAAAAUCUUCCCAGAAACCGUAGGACCUAUUUCCAAAUAAUUUCACAGAAAUGUUCCUCAGGUAAGAAGACAUGGCCACUAGGGACCUUGACUACUUUUCAUUAUAUGUCUUUGUGGAAAACUCUGUAAAUGUUCUCCUCAGAAUGCACUGUCCUGAUUUUAAAAUGAUUCACAGAAAUGUUCCUCAAUGACCCUCUAUCAAAUUCCUUCACCCCCAUGUUGAUUCUUAAAAUAGACAUGGAGCUGUGGGGCAGGUGACUUAUCUAUAUGUCUAUAUGGAAAACUUUAAAAAUCUUCUCCUAAGAAUGCACUUGCCUAAUUUUAAAAUAAUUUCAUAGAGAUGUUCUUAUGGUAACCCUCUAUCAAAUUCCUUCACCCCAUGUUGAUUAUUAAAAAAAGACAUGGCUUUUCACUAUAAGUCUAUAUGGAAAACUUUAAAAAUCUUCUCUUCAAAAUCCAAAUGGUCUGUUUCAAAAUACUUAUUUUUUAUAUGAUUUCUUUAUUGUUUUACAAUCAUUGAAGAUAUCAACUUCAAACUUCAUAAACUUAUUUACAGUAACAACAUGGUCUUUUGUAAGAAGUUACAUCAUUCAAACUUAAUUAUUAUACAAGUUACGGCCCUUUGAAACUUUUUAAACAAAUACAUAUUUUUCAUGUUAUAAAGGCCCCUUUAAAAAUGGAGAGUACAAUAGUAUCACCUGAGGUGUAUAAUGGGAGGUGUCCAGUUUGUUGUCUGAUCAAUAACUUUAUAAUCAUUUGUCCAGUCAGGUGAGGGAUAUAGGACCAUCUUGGCCCUUUUGUUAUUAAUGCUAUCUACAUUGUGCUUAUGACUUGUGUCAUGCUGUUGAUAGCCCCAUGGAAGUUUGCAUGAUAUACUGCUGUGGCUUUUAUGUGUCAUAUGGCCAGUCUGUUCAUUCAUGGAACUUCAGUUUAGUGCAUUAACACAAAAGGAUAGGCACAAAUCUGAUUAUUUUCCAUUAUUGAUGAUAUGGCUUUCAUCGGAAAUGGAAAAUUGUUUGCAACACAUCAACACAUCUGGAUUGAUACUUUAUUAAUGAAAAUGUGUCAAUUGAGUUGAAACUGUUUCCAUGUUUAUAUCAAGGCAUGCCUUUAACAUUUUCAUCUCAAAUUAUGGAAAAAAAAAACAAAUAUGACGGGAAAAUCUACAUGUAGAUGCUGACAAAACUUCAUAGAAAACAUCAAUCAGAAGAUCACAAAUGCAUUAUUUAGCUACACUAUAGUGUUUAAUAUUGUACUUGUAAAAUAGAUUGGCAUAUAAGAAGUUAAUUUUGAUUCAUGUAUGCUUAUGAACAUUUAGCUGAAUAAGUGGAAUUUGUCUCAAAAGGAAUUACAGUCAAACCUGUAUUAAGUGGCCACCUUUGGGAAAUGGUAAAAGUGGCUGCUUACUACAGGUGGCCACUUAGUCCAAGUUGGACUUUUCUGACACUUUGGCUUUGUUCAAACAGAGAUUAUGUAUCUUAACCACCACCUCACCCCACAAUCAGUAUCAUCAGUACCAUUAAAGAAGGUUGAAUGCAAAUGUAGAAAAAACAAGUUCUUCUUGCACUAUGGCCGUUUUCUAAUUUAAUAUAAUUAAUACUCUCAACACAUUCUUUUACAGUCAAACACUUCUGGUUUAUAUUAUUGUCAGCCAUAACCAAAGUUAAAAAGAAUUUCACGAACAAUGCAAUGUAAGUUAGACGUUCAUAGAAGUAUAAAGCCGAGCACUUUGAAAAUUAAUACGGAAAUAAAUACAUAUCGUAACUCGUUUCACAACAUCAAGUGACAGUGCAAACUGUAAAUUCAUAAUUAUCAUAUCCGGCGUUCUUUGUCUGUAUUUGACAAUUAUCUUCGUAAUUAUUAAAAUAUCUUCAUUAAGUAUGUCAAUUCUGAUCGAAACAUUCGCCGAUGAGUUAUAAACAUGAUCUCUCGAUAAUUGAAUUAAUAAGGAAACAUGCAUGGUAAUCGUGUAAUGUUGUAGGCAUUUUCAUUGGACGACAGAAAUAUCCAAGGCUGUCGUUCUUUCCCUUCAACUUCAGUAUCAAUUAAAGCUGUGUAUUGGCAAACAUUACUUUCGGAAGUGUCAGUGACAAGGGAUAUAGUGGCCGCUUAUUAGUAUUUUUAUGGCUUCACGGGGACAAAUAUUAGUGGCCGCGGCCGCGUUAGACAGUUGGCCGCUUAAUGCAUGUACUUUAUAUAGUAAAAACGAAUGGGGGGAAUUUUGAGUGGCCCGAUAAGGCAGGUGAACCUUUAAAGCAGGUGACCGUUCAACCAGGUUUGACUGUAUACCUUUAGUUGCUAGGUUCCACUGGGAUUGUUUAAACACAUAUUCAACACAGCUGCAAUUUAUAACUGUACUUUCUGAGCUGUAAAGCAUAAUAUUCAAGUAGAUAUAUAGCUAUAAAAUAUGCUACAGUAUCAAAUUCAUUUUGUGAAAAUGAUUUUAUGUUUGAACUCUAUAGAAAACAUAUCUAGUUUUAAUGCAAUCAUAAUGAACAUUGACACUAAAAGUGCAUGUUCAUGUUAUUGUAAAGAAAUAUACAGCACUGGGUAAUAUUCAAUUACCAGGGUACUUAUUAAAUCUUGCCAUUUAUAUUUUUAGAGUUUAUGGUUUUAAAAAUAUUAUUGUGGACAAUUAAUAUUGUUUCUAAGUGUAAAAUGACAAAUAUAUUUACAUGGUGCUCUUCCCAGUAUAUGCUCUGCCAGUUUUUUUUGCAUUAAAUAUUUUUUAAUAAGAAAGACCUAACACUAAUAUUUUUAAUAAAUGUCAUCAAUAAAAUAACCAUUGAAGCUCAUUGUUGAGAUUAACCCACUAUAUAUAAUGUAGAUGUCGUUUGCCACUUAAGUUUGGAUCUUUUAGUACAGUGUUGAAUUUGUAUUGUUAUACUAUUUUUGCCAUUAAUGUUGUUUUUAUUUUGGUGACUAUUUUAUAUGCCAGUAAUCUGUUGGGUGUCCUGCUGUUGAGUCUGGACUUUGUACACUUUGCUUAAAAGGCUUAGUUAGUUUAAUUAGUUAGAAUGAAACUUAUAAUUGUGGAAUUUAAAAAAGUGUUAAGUUAAAGGGUAAUGUAAAGGCCCAUCUUUAUGUAGAAGUAUAAGAUUUGUAAGGAAAGAUUGUGGUAAAACUCUUGUGGAGGAACACUAUUACACUGUCAUCCUAUAAAUAAGAGCUUUUAGAUAAUAAAUGAUAGAAGACAUGAAUUCUUGAUGUACACGUGUAUACAUAAAUGAUAGAAGACAUGAAGUCUUGAUGUACACGUGUAUACAUAAAUGAUAGAAGACAUGAAGUCUUGAUGUUCUCGUGUAUACAUAAAUGAUAGAAGACACGAAGUCUUGAUGUUCUCGUGUAUACAUAAAUGAUAGAAGACAUGAAGUCUUGAUGUUCAAGUGUAUACAUAAAUGAUAGAAGACAUGAAGUCUUGAUGUACACGUGUAUACAUAAAUGAUAGAAGACAUGAAGUCUUGAUGUACACAUGUUAACAAUUAAGAUGAGGAUCUAAUAAAAAUUGUGACCUGAUAUUAGUUUACAAGUAUAAACAAGUCAUAUACCAUGCCUGUGUACUAAUUAUGGUGUUGUUUUCGUUGUAAGUAUAAAUUAUGUGUGCCCACUAGAUUGUCAGUGUUUUUGGGUUGGGAACUAUGCUUACGAUGUAAAUUAUAAGUUAGUGUUCCAGAUAUUUUGUUUUAUAGUUGCAUUUCUGAUGUAUUAUAAGGGUAUAUUGACUGGUGCUGUUAUUUAAUCAUUUUUUCAUAUCACAUAAUAAAUUCUCUUAACACUGUAUAUGGAUAAUUCAGUGGUGUUUUAUGGGUAAAAAUAUAUGCACAUAGAGUAUAGUCAGUUGUGUCUGGGUUUUAAUAUUUCCAUGUUCAGAGGGAUUUGAAAAUUACAUGGCACAUGGGCAAUACCCACAUCCUUAUCUCCAAAUCCAAGGUCACACUUAUAGGGUUUUUAUAAUUGAAUGCUGCUUAUAUGCAUAUGCAGUAUAGUUGGUCUUGUCUGGGCUGUGUUUUUAUUUUUCAUGCACAGAAAUAAAAUAAAUUGGCAUAUGUUUUUGUUACAUAAAGACCAAGGUCCCUAUCUCAAAGGCAAAGGUUUAUCAUUAUGGAAUAAUGUAGUUGGGCUUGUCUGGGUUGUAACUUUGUCAUUGACAGUGGGAUUUUAAAAUAAAAUGUAACAUGUGCGAGACCCACAGCCCUACCUCUACCUCACACUUUCAAUUGGAUCAUUAUGGAAUUGUGAAUGUAGGCUUAUUAGUAUUUGCAUAAUCCAUUGAACUGGAUGGCACUUCCAGAACACUGGUCACUUACUGUGACAGCUCUUGUUUAAUUUAAGGCUCGCUGUAAAUGGCAUUUUUGCUUUUAAACAUUGUUUCAUUACUUAAAGAUGCACUAUUACUCUCAUAUAAGAUUUACCACAAUUAAUUAUAUUGUUUUAAUAUUCCAAAGAGUUAAUAAAUGUCGAAAACCUUGGUUACCAAGUUUGAUUUGAAAGAAAUGAGCAUAAAACACCGUAUUUCUACGUUAUGAGACUAUAGUUACGACCACAGUAUAUCUUUAAGCAUUUACAAAUCAUUUAAUAUUUUUGUGCGCUUUCUGCUAUUAAAUACACGGUUACAAUCUUGUUAUCAGUAAUUCAUAUUUUCCAUAAAUGCAUUAUUAAGUAAGUAGUUAAAGCUUUAUCAGUCAAAAUUGAUGUUUGUUAUACAUGUGUAUGUAUUGAUCUUGAAUUAGAGUGUCACUUUAAGGGUACCCUUAAUCUUUUAAUAUUAUUAAAAUGGUAUUUUUUA
Messenger RNA from Mya arenaria, 5838 nucleotides. RefSeq lists its product as uncharacterized. Lineage: Eukaryota; Metazoa; Mollusca; Bivalvia; Myida; Myidae. The record is from RefSeq and is a predicted model, not a curated record. The transcript has 4 exons. Bases 89 to 601 code for a protein of 170 amino acids.